Molecule: messenger RNA, 1011 nt
Organism: Ilyonectria robusta
Lineage: Eukaryota; Fungi; Ascomycota; Sordariomycetes; Hypocreales; Nectriaceae
Product: glutathione S-transferase
Exons: 6
Cellular component (GO): cytoplasm
Molecular function (GO): glutathione transferase activity
Source: RefSeq, a predicted model, not a curated record
GAUAAGGGAGGAAAUAUGAUCCGGCCCCCUAGCCAGUUCCGCAGCCAGAUUUCGUCAGAGCACGGAUCCAAAUUUCAGCCAGAAGCUGGGAGAUACCACCUCUAUGUAUCAUAUGCUUGUCCCUGGGGUGGAAAGGCUGAUUCACCUCUGGCGCACCGGACUUUGAUUGUGCGGAAGUUAAAGGGCUUGGAGAAUCUGAUUUCAUUUAGCGUAGUUCAUUACAGAUGGCCCAUCGAGACGGGCUGGCGUUUCCCAACCGUAGAGGAAGCAGUAUCUGAGGAAAGUUUCGUCCCCGAUCCCCUUCACAAGGACGUGACAAGACUAGCGGAGCUUUACGAGAAGUCCAGCCCCGGCUAUGAUGGCCGAUGGACGGUGCCAGUCCUGUGGGACAAGAAGACGGACCAAAUUGUCAACAACGAAAGCAGCGAGAUCAUCCGGAUAUUGAAUACGGCAUUUGAUGAGCUGCUUGACCCAACGGACCGUGGAACGGCCCUCAAUUUAUAUCCAGAACCGUUCCAUUCGAGGAUCGACGAGCACAACGACUGGCACUACGAUAACAUAAACAAUGGUGUCUACAAAUCUGGAUUCGCAAAAUCUCAAGUCGCAUACGAGAAAGCCGUGAAUGCCCUUUUCAUCCACCUCGACCGUGCCGAACUCCAUCUCGCUUCUCAAGAUGGGCCAUAUUAUUUCUGCGAACAGCUGACUGAGACGGAUAUCCGACUCUUCGUUACAAUUGUUCGGUUCGAUCCGGUAUACGUGCAGCACUUCAAAUGCAACAUCAGAGAUAUCCGUAGCGGAUAUCCAGCAAUUCACAAGUGGCUGAGAUAUUUGUACUGGAACCACGACGCGUUCAAGUCGACGACUAAUUUCAAUCACAUCAAGAGGCACUAUUUGGAAAGCCAUGUGAUGAUUAAUCCUCUUAGCAUUGUGCCCGUGGGCCCUAUUCCAUAUAUUCUGCGGCCAGACGAGGAGGUUGCUGCUGCUUCAAAUCGCUCGAACACGAGCUACUGA